Molecule: messenger RNA, 1140 nt
Organism: Pipistrellus nathusii (Nathusius's pipistrelle)
Lineage: Eukaryota; Metazoa; Chordata; Mammalia; Chiroptera; Vespertilionidae
Source: the annotation of a GenBank genome assembly
AUGGAGAGUAACCUGUCUGGCCUGGUGCCUGCUGCUGGUCUGGUGCCUGCGCUGCCACCGGCCGUGGCCCUGGGGCUGACUGCGGCCUACACCACCCUGUACGCCCUGCUCUUCUUCUCCGUGUAUGCCCAGCUCUGGCUGGUGCUCCUGUACGGACACAAGCGCCUCAGCUACCAGACGGUGUUCCUGGCACUCUGUCUGCUCUGGGCUGCUUUGCGCACCACCCUCUUCUCCUUCUACUUCCGAGACACCCCCCGGGCCAACCGCCUGGGGCCCCUGCCCUUUUGGCUUCUCUACUGCUGCCCCGUCUGCCUGCAGUUCUUCACACUGACGCUCAUGAACCUCUACUUUGCCCAGGUGGUGUUCAAAGCCAAGGCGAAACGUCGGCCAGAGAUGAGCCGAGGCUUGCUGGCUGUCCGAGGGGCCUUCGCGGGGGCCUCGCUGCUCUUCCUGCUGGUGAAUGUGCUGUGCGCGGUGCUGUCCCGCCGGCGCCCGGCGCAGCCCUGGGCCCUCCUGCUGGUGCGCGUCCUGGUGAGCGACACCCUGUUCGUUAUCUGCGCGCUCUCUCUUGCCGCCUGCCUCUGCCUUGUGGCCCGGCGGGCACCCUCCACCAGCAUCUACCUGGAGGCCAAGGGGACCAGUGUGUGCCAGGCGGCUGCCAUGGGCGGUGCCAUGGUCCUGCUCUAUGCCAGUCGGGCCUGCUACAACCUGGCGGCCCUGGCCUUGGCUCCCCGGAGCCGGCUGGACGCCUUCGAUUAUGACUGGUACAAUGUCUCCGAUCAGGCGGACCUGGUGAACGACCUGGGGAACAAAGGCUACCUCGUGUUCGGCCUCAUCCUCUUUGUGUGGGAGCUGCUGCCCACGACCCUGCUGGUGGGCUUCUUCCGGGUGCACCGGCCGCCACAGGACCUGAGCACCAGCCACAUCCUCAACGGGCAGGUCUUUGGCUCCCGUUCCUACUUCUUCGAUCGGGCCGGGCACUGCGAGGAGGAGAGCUGCUCCUGGGGGCACAGGCGGAGCGAGAGCACCAGCAUGUCCGGCAGCCUCGGCUCCGGCAGCUGGUACGGCGCCAUCGGGCGGGAGCCAGGCUGGUACGGGGGCAGCCAGACUCGGACCACGCCUCUGCUCUUCUCCCAGUGA